GAUGCUGCAGACUUUUUAUUGAAAGGACUGGAUCUGAGUGUUGAUCCGUGCCAGGAUUUUUACGCGUUCGCUUGUAACACAUUCAUUAAAAACAACCCACCGCAGACACUAUCAUACGGCCAAACACAGAAACUCAUCAACGAAGCCAUCGCUAAGAAACUGAAUGCCACUUCUCAGACCACAACAAAUGGAUUCCCAAUGCUGGAGAAGGAUUGGAAGGAAGAAUCUUUGUCGAAUGGCAAAAUGUGGAAAGCAAUUGCUACUCUCGAACUCCACUACGGCCUCUCCACGUUGCUUCAGUCAAUGGUCACUGUUGACUACAGGAACGUCAGCCGCAACGCCUUGUACUUGGAUCAGUUGCCACUAUCGAUGUCACGUGAUUAUUACGUGAAACCGCAAUUCAUCAGCGAGCUGAAUCUCUACAGGGAUAACAUGAUAAAAGCCGUAAAACAGUUCAGAACUGAUAUCCAAUCACCUGCCAGUGACGAAACCAUUCUCAGUGUUAUCUUUUACAUUUAUUUGUUCAAUUAUUCAUUCAUUGGUUCACAGAUUUUCCUUAGUUUGAGUUUCGAAAUAAAUGAGCUUGACUCAGAGACGACGAAGGCCAUUCAACUGGAGGUAUCACUGGCAAUAGCAACAAUGCCCGGUGAAGAACUGAGAAAUUAUGAGCUGACGUACAAUCUUUAUACUCUGGAUGCUCUUAGUGAAGCAUUUCCAAACAUUUCUUGGAAUGAUUAUCUAGAGACGCUGCUUGAGCCGAAUGUACAGAAAAAUGCCGACCCGAGAAAAAACGAGUAUAUCCUGGAGAUGCCCACCUACUUCGGGACGUUGAAUACUUAUUUGGAAGGAAAAGUAUACUCAAAAAGAACAUUUGUCAAUCUCCUGAUGCUUCGUUUUAUUGCGGUUGGCAGUUUUUUAUUUUAA
This is a messenger RNA of Gongylonema pulchrum, 924 nucleotides long. The record is from the annotation of a GenBank genome assembly. NCBI's taxonomy places the organism in Eukaryota, Metazoa, Nematoda, Chromadorea, Rhabditida, Gongylonematidae.